Molecule: messenger RNA, 1881 nt
Organism: Anopheles marshallii
Lineage: Eukaryota; Metazoa; Arthropoda; Insecta; Diptera; Culicidae
Gene: Agps
Product: alkyldihydroxyacetonephosphate synthase
Exons: 5
Coding region: 1-1881 (626 amino acids)
Biological process (GO): lipid biosynthetic process
Molecular function (GO): alkylglycerone-phosphate synthase activity; FAD binding
Source: RefSeq, a predicted model, not a curated record
AUGUCAUCGACAGUGGCCGAAAAGACAUUCGUGGCUAAAGGAAACGAAUGCACCACCGCCAAGGCACCUGCGAGGCUGGAUCCAAGUGUGCCGAAGAAAAUUAUCAGCGCUAUACCGAAGGAAAGACAACAAUUGCUGAAAUGGAACGGUUGGGGCUACAAAGACUCGCGCUUCCUCUACCAGGAUGGAACGAUCGUUUUCACUGGCGAUAGGUAUCCGAUCGGAGGGAAAGUUUCACUGCCACACUUCCGUGACUAUGUGAUCGAUCACUUUAAGGUUGAUCUUUCCGAUCGUCGGGAAGGUGUUCCAGUACCGAACGAAUUUCCCGCCCCGGUGCCUUGCCCGGAAUUCCUGCAACAGGUACGGCAGCGCGGUAUCGAUUGUACGCAGAACGGGGAAGAUCGUUUGGUCCGGUGUCAUGGGCAAACGUUGCACGACGUACACAUGAUGCGGACGGGCACGUUCAAGCGUAUCCCGGACGUGGUGCUGUUUCCAACGUCGCACGAGCAGGUAGAGCAGAUUGUUCACACCGCCAACCGGUACGGCGUGGUGCUUAUACCGUACGGUGGUGGUACUUCCGUCUCCGGUUCGGUAACCUGCCCGGAAGACGAAACACGCCCCAUUGCAGCGCUCGAUACAUCCCAGAUGAAUCGGAUGUUGUGGAUCGAUCGGCAGAAUCUGGUGGCGUGCUUCGAGGCGGGAAUCGUUGGACAGGACCUCGAGCGGGAAUUGCGUCAGCUCGGUUUCACCGUCGGCCACGAACCGGACAGUUACGAGUUUUCCACGCUCGGCGGGUGGGUGGCGACACGGGCCUCCGGCAUGAAGAAGAACGUGUACGGCAACAUCGAGGAUCUGUUGGUGCGUGUAAAAAUGGUAACCAGCAAGGGUGUGCUGGAACGAAGCCUAGCAGUACCGCGUGUAUCCUGCGGGCCUGACUUCAACCAUCUCGUGCUCGGUUCCGAAGGUACGUUGGGCGUGAUCACGGAGGUGGUCAUAAAGAUACGGCCCCUGCCACAGGUGAAGCGGUACGGUUCGCUCGUCUUUCCCGACUUCGGUUCCGGUGUGCGGUGUUUGCGUGAGGUUGCCCGGGAACGACUACAGCCGGCAAGCAUACGACUGAUCGAUAACGAGCAGUUUGUGUUCGGCCAGGCGCUCAAAAUCCCCGGCGGACCGCUGGCGACGGCCGCCGAAAAGUUGAAGAAGGUGUACCUAACGCGCGUGAAACGGUUGCAGCUCGAUCGUAUCGCAAUCGCGACCCUACUGUUCGAGGGCGUCGAUGACCAGGUGAAGCAAAAUGAGGCGAAGAUUUUCGCUAUCGCCAAGCGUCACGGCGGCUUCUCAGCCGGCAGCAGCAACGGCGAAAAGGGUUACAUUCUCACCUUCGUCAUCGCGUACAUCAGGGACCUGGCCUUGGACUACAGUAUCGUGGCCGAAUCAUUUGAAACGUCCGUAUCAUGGGACCGCUGCGAAGCGCUCUGUACCAACGUCAAAAGCUGCGUCCGAAAGGAAUGUGCCAAACACAACAUUCAACACUACCUCAUCUCAUGCCGGGUGACACAAACGUACGACGCCGGUGCAUGUGUAUACUUUUACUUCGGCUUUAACCAUGCCGGCUUCACAAACCCGGUUACCAUCUACGAGGAAAUCGAGAACAAGGCUCGGGAUGAAAUUCUUGCAUCUGGCGGUUCCAUCUCGCACCAUCACGGCGUCGGGAAGAUUCGAUCCCGCUGGUACCCACAGAGCGUGUCGGAUGUGGGCGUACAGCUCUACAAAGCCACCAAGCGGGAGCUGGAUCCAAACAACAUCUUUGCCGCCGGAAAUCUCAUCCCGGCCGAACUGCGCGAUGAUCCCAAACCCACCAGCCUGAAGGCGAAACUGUAA